GAAACAAAAUUAGUAGUGACUGAUGGAUGUCUUAUCAUCUGACACAGUAACACUGGAUAAAAUCAGUGACGUCUCCCUGACCCUCGUUGUUGGUCUUUACAGAGUCACCAAGUCUCAGGGGAAAAGACGUCAACCUCCACGGUCACCUGCUGCCACGUCUGGAAAAAAGCAUACAAGCAAAACACAAUCAGCCUUCCUGUAUAAAGAGGAGGGGUUGAAAGAAUGCCUCCAGAUUUAUCCUGCCAAAGGUUCAGGUUCAGCUAGCAAACAUAUCUUGGAAAAUAAAUAUGAUAAAGUUGAGGAAGAAUUAGACUUCUAUAUUAAGGCAGGGAGGCAGUGCAAACCUGGGAUCAGGAAAAAUAAAAUUGAACAACUAGAGAGUGGUGUAGAAAAAAGAAGACAAUCAAGGAAUGUAGAAACAGUUAAGCCAGUAAAUUUGAAAAACGAAGAGAUGUUAAAGCAUGUUAAUUUUCUAUUAACAGAAUCUAGUGACAAUUUUUCAAAUAAAUCAUUGAGAACAACAGUGAGUGAUGGCUGUAGUAGCAGCAAACACCAACGAGAUGACACCUGCAGCAGCACAAUCAGCCGCAAGUCUCGUAGGCCUUCUAAAUUUUGUUCAGUUGCAGUAGGAGUCACAAGUUUCACUGUGAAUGACAUUUUUCAGGAUCUUUUUGUUGACUGGUUCAAGUGUCCAUAUUGUCCUCUGACCUUGACACAAGCAGUAUCAUGUGUGUUACAUAAGCAGCUUACAGAAGAGAAAGCUUCUCUCUUGUAUUGUAUAUCUCCCACAAGAUUAAAGAUGUGUCUGUCACGUAUCUUUAAACUUCAAAGGAUGUUUAAGAAGAAUGACAAAUAUUACAGCUUUUUACAUCCAAUGCGUUUUUAUGCUAGAAAUGAUAAAGUGAUUGAGUGGAUGCUCCGGAUGAGGCGCAUGGGGCGUUAUCCUGUGAAGCAUGAUGUCAAUCAAAUUGUCAGCUAUCAAGGACUCAAGGAACUAAAGGUUACAUUUUUUGACAAGUUCCUCUCAAUGUAUGGUGAAAAAAAAUUGCUCUUUGAGGAAUGGGUUAUUCUGUCACCAAUAGCUGCAAUCCAGUGGCAUAAUAACUUUCAUGAGCAUGUUUAUAUCCGCUGUGGCAUGACACCUAGUGAACUUCUUACCUCUGUAAAUGGAAAGAGAGUUUUCACUUGUGCUGAAGUUUUGGUGUCUCUUGGUGAUGUCCCGAGAGAGGUCACCAUUGUACGAGGAAGGUCAAAUCUUUAUUGCUUGACUCAGCAGAGCACUGGAGUAUCUCGGGCCAUACUGACCUUCUCAGCUGCAGGUCAGUUUCACCCACCAGCUAUUUUGCAGAAAGGAUAUGAAUUGCCACACUGGGCACUAACUGAGAAAAAUGUUGAUCUGAUGGCCUCCUCUGAUGGUAGGCUGGAUCCUUUAGUCUUCCUAGGAUGGCUGCGUCGUUUUGAACAAAGGUUGACUGAGGCCAAUAUUCCUCGGCCAGUGGUUCUUUUUGUCCAUGGCCAUGCAGCUCAUGGAUCUCCAGCAAUUGAAUCUUUCUGCUGUAGUAAAGGAAUUAUCCUUCACUCUCAUCACCAUAGUCCCAUUAAUUUCAUGGAUCCUUUCAUUUACCUCCUUUCUCCACUUCUUCACCAUUUAGCUCGGACCCAAGAGCAGUUGACUACAAUCACUGGUACCCAUCUGUUGCCAGACUACCUUAUGCCAUCCAUCUUGGCUGACGUCUGGGCUCAGGUUUCCAAAGAGAAUUUGUCAAGUAAAGCCUUCCAGAGCUCAGGUCUUGUCCCCUAUGAUGACUCAACAUGCUUUAUUGAUUGUAAGGAAUCCAUUCAAAUGGCAGCCUUUCCUCCAUUGAUACUGAAUCCAAUUAAAACUUAUUUUCCUUGUGGUGAUUUUUCUGAUGAUGAUUCCUUUGAAACUGAACCACAAAUAUGUUCUACUUACUAUCUGAAGACUCUUGAUUGUUGCAAGAAAUUCAAAUACCCUGUAGAGCAUAGCAGAGGAGAGAAUAUUUGUGAGAGAUCUUCAUGCAGUAGACUGGAGGACUGGGAAAAUGAAACUGACACUGACCAGAUGCAUGAUCCUCUUUAUAUUACACCAAAUCCUGUCUUUGAAUCCAAAACUGAGUUUGGAAAUGUCAUUCACAUACAAAGAGACUCAGCAAAUGUAGAAUCAUUUAUAGGUCAUUCUUUAGAAGACUCACCUGAGGGUGAGCUUGAUGAAUUACCACUUUCUUGUGAAAUUCAAGAGCCAGUCCGUUUACCUGAAUUAUGCCCAACUUUUCAUAUUCAUCAGCAUAUCAAGACAGAGUCUAAUCUGACUUUCAACCCUAUAUCUGCAGAGUCAUCCAAAGGGAAUUUACCUGACAAUCAGCCACAUAACUUGGGAUACCUCCAAUUAGCAUGCAAUCUACUUGAUUUAGAAUCAUCCAAAGAGAAUCAGCAAGAGUUUGAAAUAAAAACAGAGAGACUAACUCCAGAGAGAGCAAGUCCAGACCAGGCUGAUGUCUCAUGGAUCAAAGAGGAAAUGGAGGAACAAACAAAGACUUGGGAGUUUCAGAAUAAUUCUGAAGAGGAUAACCUGAUGCAAAGUUCACUUGAGAAGCAAUCACCACACUUGAAACAGUGUUCAUCAGUGUGGAAACAGAUCACUUAGAAUGAAUAUUGAUAAACUUAAAAUAAAAAUGUAUAUAGGUAUGCUAAGUUUGUUUCUUACCUGUGAAGUAGUAUACAUAAUGUUAAGUAAAGGUGAGGAAAUGACAA
Molecule: messenger RNA, 2772 nt
Organism: Portunus trituberculatus (swimming crab)
Lineage: Eukaryota; Metazoa; Arthropoda; Malacostraca; Decapoda; Portunidae
Exons: 1
Coding region: 23-2665 (880 amino acids)
Source: RefSeq, a predicted model, not a curated record